AUGACGCAGCCUGGUCGCGAAGGUAUGGCGCGAGACAAGGUAGGUGUUAAAAAACCACGUAGCGGCACGGACAAUGGAGACGUCACGGAGGUGGCGGCCUCUGCGCGCGCACCGCACGCAAACGCCGUCACAAGGGCCACUCGAAGUAGUACCCGCACGCAGCAAGGAUCUGCGAAUCAAGAAUCCGCAAGCGCCGCUAAGAAGCUCGACCUGCCCAAGUACAAGACGAAAGUUAAAGUGAAUACGGUGGACCCCGAACCAGAUGAUGUCGUUGCCCGCGUCGCCAGAAAGAGUAAGGAUGUCUCUUUCACAUCCAUGUCUUUGAACAACCGCGCCGGACAGUCGUGCGUCGUCACCGCCAGAGAUCUUGUGACCAUCGCAGAUGGUCAGUGCCUCACCGAUGCGAUAAUCGACUUUCACAACAUAUUGUUGAGCAUCAAACAUCCACGGACCCCUAAUGGCAAGACAUGGGCGGUUAUGGACAGCAUGGCGUAUCAGUACGCCACGGGUUACAACAAGCCGUUCCAGCACGGCAAGGGGGAAAGUCUGCUCGUCGUCGACUUUCUGGCCAUACCGGUUUUCAAGGGAAACCACUACUCGCUCAUCAUCGUGUGCGAGCCGGCGAAGUUGUUCCGCAAGGACGGGGAGGGUGAUGGGGACAAGCUGCAGAUGGUCCUGUUCGACAGCGAGGGCACACAUGCCGGGGAUCCUACCGUCUUUGAUGGCGCGAAGCUCCCAUGCACUGACACACAUGCCCACUCUUCCAUGCAGGCGCACCAGCUCAUCAGGCAGGACAAUCUGGUUGACUGUGGCGUAUUCUUGUGCCACUACUUGCGCGGACUCGUAGAGUCAGACUUCUUAACGGUGCUGAAGUAUCUGUAUUUGGACGGCGUGAGCGGUGGCCAGUACCGCCGGCGCAUGCGUGCGGAUCUGAGCGCGCAUGCAGCUUGUGAGCUCGUACCAGCGCUGACCACACGGGGGAAGAUCGUUCCACCGCAGUAUGCAACUCGGACAUCGGAAAUCGGCGCUGUGAGGGCGUCGGACGAGGUGGACAUGAGGAGCCGUCUCGCUCAGUACCAGGUCGAGGUGUACGGACUACGGAGGGAACUUGUCAUCUGGGGCGCGGCAGUGACCGCGCUCGGGAACGCCAUGGGGUACAGCAGAGAUCAGAUGCUCGCAGCUGCCGCGUACGUGGUGAAGACGGACGGAGGGGCUUAUCGGAGCAUUGAACCCGGGGGAUCACCCUCUACGCCGCCUCACCUGCCUACUGAGCGGACCGGUGGCCCCCUCCCCGCCGAACCCUGUGGCGCGCAAUCGUGUGCGAAGGGUGGGUUUGUGGCACACACGGAAUUGGGCGUAAUCCAUCAGCACCCCCGGCCCCUUCCUCCCUUAUCGCGUGCGUCUCCGGCCCAUGACAGUCCUGGUGGCCCGAAGACCCCUACCAACGGGAACGGUGAAGUCGGCCCGGGUGUACGUGCGACGACAGAGGUCCUGCUAGACAUGCCUGCUGCGAAAAGGGGGGAGAAGCGACCACGUGUCGAUGGCGGAAGCUUGGCAGCGGAAAGUACAACAGCCGCUGGUGGUGGGGGGGGAAGUGGUGGGUCCUCACAGUACACCGGGGUGCGGCGAGAGAAGAAGAGGGGGACAUGGAGCGCGAAGAUAUUGCGACAACUGCGAGCAUGGCCGUCCGCUGCGCCAGAGACUUCAGUGGCGGAGGCACCUCAGGCAGAGGUGGAGAUAAGCGUCGGUGCGGGCGAUGAGGACAUCGAGAGUGAGAGCGAGGCACGCCCGGCGCCCUCCCGGUCGAAGAACUUGGCCUCUGUGAUGGCAGAGUCACAGGCGACUGCCACCACCAGGCCCCGUCCUCCGCCCGUGCGUGUGCCGGACAACCCUUUUGUGGCCAUGCCUGUAGCUGGGUCGUCUCGUGACCCGACAGCGCCCGGGGAGGAGACACACAUUCUGAUUAGUCGCGCGGAGUUCGAGGCCUUGAAGAAGGCGCAAGAAGCGAGCGCGCGCACCGUGGCCCGUCUUGAAGAGGAGCUGAGGUCUGCUAAGGCUGUGCAGGCGCGUGCACCCCCUCGCAGGCCGGACGAGCAUGUCUCGGGGAGCGGUGGUGCUUCUGGUCGGAAGCGGAAGCGUCGGGAAGAACUCGCCGAUGAGGAGACAUCCGACGAGGAGAGCGAGGAUGAGCCACCCACCAAGAGGGGGCAUCUGAGGGUGUCCAAGUCACCGGUCCUGCAGCGGGCGCUGAAUUUUCUGCCCGCAAACAAGUCGUGGAAGCGCGCGUGCGACCUGGUGAAAGAUUACCUCUUCUUUGAGAAGGAGAACGCCCGGAUCACGUUCUAUCCGAGCAGCGACGACAAGACGGUGGGAGUGUGUGCAGUGAUCGAGCGCCUGCCUUUCGAUUUCGCGACACUUGCUCUGGCUGCGGACAAGGCAAGACGGUCGGAUUUGAACAAGGCCCUUAGCGAGUGGAAGUCGGGCGCAGCAGGAAGGACGCGGGACAUCUCGUGUCCACGGAUGGGGCUUUUUUGUGACGAGCGAGAUACGCGCAGCCCAUGGGCCACGAAGAAGGACCGUACUCUGGAGGAGAUACGAUCGCAUUAUGGGCUGCUGCUCGGCGUUGACGAUCCCCUGGCAUUGUCCAAGUUUGGGAACGAUCGGGAGGGGAUGCCGUUCGCCUCUGGCGCAUUCGUGGCAUGCGCGGUUGCGGCAUUCAAGCCGAAGAAGGUGGUCGGGCCACUGACGGUGAAGCUUUACCACCUGGCGUGGCUGGAGCAUGUGGUGACCGACACGCUGGUGAACUGGGAGGCGAGGAAGGGGCGACUGUCGAACUCUGCCUGUGGAAACGCGCAGGUGGUCGAUGGGCUCGUGAUCCUUGCGCGUGAGGCAGUGUCGAACGCGAUCAGAAUCUUCAAGCCUAAGUACGACGUCGCCUCGUGCUCGUGGACCUGGGGGCGCCAUGGCCUUCGACUGUCCUCGUGCGGGCUGGAGGACUUAAUUCCAGCGACUGCCGCUACCCGUGAUGGGGCAGAGGUUCAGGCGGACGAGAUCUCUGGGUCGCUUGGAGGCCCGUAA
Messenger RNA from Closterium sp. Yama58-4, 3078 nucleotides. Lineage: Eukaryota; Viridiplantae; Streptophyta; Zygnematophyceae; Desmidiales; Closteriaceae. The record is from the annotation of a GenBank genome assembly.